Pocillopora meandrina is the source of this 300-nucleotide messenger RNA. The record is from the annotation of a GenBank genome assembly. NCBI's taxonomy places the organism in Eukaryota, Metazoa, Cnidaria, Anthozoa, Scleractinia, Pocilloporidae.
AUGGAUGAGCUGUUGGACUCAAUCAAAGGAGAAAAUGAAGUGCACAAAGAAAGUAAGGCUGUCAAACAUAACAAGUCUAAGAAUGAAAACUGCCAAACCCUGGUUUGAAUUCCUCAUGAUCGAUUCGUACAGGCAACACACUAUUUACAAUGGAAAGCAAAGAAUUCUAAUUUUGAUGUGUUUAUUGCAAUGGGAAGCAUUACCCAGCCUCCUGUAUGGAGCUUUGACAAUCCCACAAUUGAAGAAGCAUUCUUCAGAGGGAUAAUAAAUGUUUUAUUUACCUCAAAACUGGCCAUGAUG